AUGCCUUCAAUCAUCCAUAGUCCUCGAUCAGUCCAGUCUCUUCAAAGUAUCGUUGAUCAGACACCGUAUUCGGUGAUUGUGAAGGCUGCUGGCCUAUUUUGUCGAAAGUUUCCCGAGCUAUCAUUCCUGCACUUUCCUACUUUCAUCACGGCUCCCAGGAAACAAGAACUUCAAAUCGCUGCAAUGCUCACCCUGUGCCAGAGAUUCAUGCCCAGUAGCGAACUCAUGUUUACGGAGGAGGAAUAUGCCAAUUACACCCAGAACUGUCUGUCUCGGGUGCCCAAGGAUCCCCCCAGCAUAAGCACUGUUCACGCACUACUAACAAUGUCUAUGUAUGAAUGGGGUGGUGGUAAUGGCUACGGAGCCUGGAUGUACAGUGGGAUGGCAAAUAGGAUGAUGCAAUGUCUAAUUGUUUUUAUGACGGAUCAUGUGCAUACUGAAACGGAUCGCCAGAUUCAAAAUCGCACAUUCUGGGGAUGCUUCAUCAUGGAUCGUCUUGUCUCCUGUGGUAGAUCGGAAUCGGCUACUCUUUCAUUGGACAAAAUAUCUACUCACCUGCCCAGCGGGGACCUGGAUUUCGCAUUUGGGUCAUCACCCCUAUCAAGAUAUACAUUCAGAGAUGUUCGCUGUAACAUUAGUCUUUCACGGUCUCUAGGCGUGAUUGAUACUUACUACUGUGUUUUGAUCAGGGGCUUUGAUAUUUGGGCACAAACGCACAAGUUUAUUAUUGAGGGUGGAAGAAAGCAGCUUGGAAUGAACAACCCGGAAAAUUGUCCAUGGGUUCACGGGUCACGCUGGAGAGGUAUCUACGAUACUCUCGAAGAUUGGAGAUCAUCACAGAGUGAUCGACUGAAGUACCCGUCUACUCCAGUUGCUAUAAAUGUAUCAUUAGGCCAAGGCGAGUCGUUCGCCUACGUCAACUUGGUAUACUAUAUCAGCCUUUUAUUCUUGAAUCGGGAAUAUAUCCCAUUCCUUCCCACCUUGAACUCAAAACCACAAGGCCCGGUAGAUCCUCCCGUCCUUCCGGCAGUGGCACCCACAAAUUGGUGGAGUGACAGAGCAAGGGAACUAUUCUAUUGCGCAGAAGCUAUAACCCUGAUUCUUCAGGAACUUAUAGACCUGGAAAGUCCACUAUUAACACCAUUCUCAGGUCUUUGUACAUUCUCUGCAGCGACAAUGAAUUUGUAUGUGUCGGCAUUUCCUAGUAUGAACCUUGGAAGAAGCCCCAACGCUACUGCUAUGGCAAAACUAAACAUUAUCCAUCUCAAUGAGUUCAAGCGUCUUUUCAAAAUGGGAAAAAGAUGGUGGUUAAUUAUCGAAAGCACGCAACUGCUGUAUCAAGGAGCCAUUGCCGAUCGAGCUCGGUUUCAUGGAAAGACGCGGUGCGAUUUCCUGGCCUUGGAAGCCUCCAUGCACGAUGCCUUGGGUAACUCGCCAAUCCACCAUGACAGCUUCACCCAAGGGCCUAGCUACCCCGUGCAAGACAAGAUAUCUGGGCAAUCAGCACUGGAUCAUUCUGCAGCCAUCAACCUUCAAGAAUUGUCUGCAAACGGCAUAUCCCAACCAUCCCAACCACAAGAACCCCUUGAGAUGGAUCAUACGUAUGACCCUUGGAUCGAGCUAUGGCCGAUGUGUGACGAGUUCGAUUUCAACCCUACCUAA
This is a messenger RNA of Penicillium taxi, 1662 nucleotides long. Its product is annotated as fungal specific transcription factor domain-containing protein. The record is from RefSeq and is a predicted model, not a curated record. Gene Ontology annotation, cellular component: nucleus. Gene Ontology annotation, biological process: DNA-templated transcription. The transcript has 4 exons. Gene Ontology annotation, molecular function: DNA binding; zinc ion binding. Lineage: Eukaryota; Fungi; Ascomycota; Eurotiomycetes; Eurotiales; Aspergillaceae. The coding region runs from base 1 to 1662 and encodes 553 amino acids.